Messenger RNA from Cucurbita pepo subsp. pepo (vegetable marrow), 4284 nucleotides. RefSeq names its product myosin-1. Gene Ontology annotation, cellular component: cytoplasm; membrane; actin cytoskeleton. Gene Ontology annotation, molecular function: actin filament binding; microfilament motor activity; ATP binding. NCBI's taxonomy places the organism in Eukaryota, Viridiplantae, Streptophyta, Magnoliopsida, Cucurbitales, Cucurbitaceae. Gene Ontology annotation, biological process: actin filament organization. The record is from RefSeq and is a predicted model, not a curated record.
UGUAAAUUUGUCUGUGGAGCAGAGGAAAAUAACAAAGCAAAAGCUGCUCUCCAUCUCUACACGCUUUGGAUUUUCUUUUCCAUUUUCUCAGUUCAACUUUCUCGCAAUCCAAACAACCUCCUCUCACAACCCCAACGCCUUGAUUUCUCUCCUCCAUUAACCUUACAUCUUUGUGGCUAUGGCUUCUAGGUUUCCUUGAAGCUGCAUUGGAAGCAAUCUCUCCAUUCACACUAGUCUUCCACCUGCUUGCAUCGGAUUCCCGAGCUUCUUUUGUUUGAAUUCUCAUUUCUUUGAAGCUCUGACCAGAUUUCUCGUUUGUUAGUUCUAGGAACUCGAUCUUGCCUCCAUUCUUCUCGGAGGAGUUGCUCCUGUUGCCUUUUCAGCUCUUUAGAGGACUAUGUCUCGGAAAUCCCAGGUGAUGCCUUCAUUGCAAGCUACGAAAUCCAUGCCAGUUAAUUCUCGGUUCAUGAUUCCGCAAACUGCUGAAACUUUGGAAGAGCCUUAUAAUCAGAAUGUGAAAAACAUGGAAGGUAGAUCGAUAGUUGAUGGCGAAAAUGGUGUUGCCAGAGAUGAUGGCGUCAAUCGACUUCAAUACAGUAUGAACAAUAUUGAUGAGCUGAAUGAGGACUCACCAUAUAUUUACAAUAUUACAACAGUGGAAGAAAGACCCAUCGUGGAUGAUGGAGAAGAUGGUUUUAUGCCUUUACCUUCACCUUCAAUGUCGGCUUCACAGAGUGAACGCAGGUGGGGUGACACAUCCUCCUACACGCCAAGGAAGAUACUCAAGUCUUGGUUUAAACUUCCAAAUGGAAACUGGGAUCUUGUAAAGAUACUGUCAACGGCGGGAACAGAGUCAGUUGUUUCACUGACUGAUGGAAAGGUGUUAAAGGUGAAAGCUGAAGAUUUGAUUCCUGCAAAUCCGGAUAUCCUUGAUGGCGUUGAUGAUCUUAUGCAACUUAGCUAUUUAAAUGAGCCUUCAGUAUUAUAUGAUCUUGAGUACAGAUAUAAUCAAGAUAUUAUAUAUACAAAAGCAGGACCAGUUCUGGUUGCUAUCAAUCCUUUUAAGAAAGUUGAUUUGUAUGGAAAUGAUUACAUUGAAGCAUAUAAACGCAAAACAAUUGAGAGCCCACACGUAUACGCCAUUACGGAUACAGCCAUAAGAGAGAUGAUUCGAGAUGAAGUAAAUCAAUCAAUUAUAAUAAGCGGUGAAAGUGGAGCUGGAAAAACUGAAACAGCAAAGAUAGCAAUGCAAUAUUUGGCGGCUCUUGGCGGUGGAAGUGGAAUAGAAUACGAGAUAUUAAAGACCAAUCCUAUCUUAGAAGCUUUUGGAAAUGCAAAAACAUUGAGAAAUGAUAACUCAAGCCGUUUUGGAAAAUUGAUAGAAAUCCAUUUUAGUGAAACUGGGAAAAUAUCCGGUGCAAAUAUUCAAACUUUUUUGCUUGAAAAGUCCAGAGUUGUCCAAUGCACAGAGGGAGAGAGGUCAUACCACAUCUUUUAUCAACUUUGUAGUGGGGCUCCGCCUGCACUUAAAGAGAGGCUAAACUUGAGAAGAGCGGAAGAGUACAAAUACCUCAGCCAGAGCAGUUGUAUUUCAAUAAGUAGAGUAAAUGAUGCGGAGGAGUUUCGUGUAGUCAUGGAAGCACUAGAUGUCGUACAUAUUAGUAAAGAAGACCAGCACAGUGUAUUUGCAAUGCUUGCUGCUGUUCUUUGGCUGGGAAAUGUUUCCUUUAGUGUUAUAGACAAUGAAAAUCAUGUGGAGGCUGUGGAAGAUGAAGGUUUACAGACUGUUGCUAAACUUAUUGGGUGUGAGAUUGAGGAGCUUAAACUAGCUCUAUCAACUCGAAAAAUGAGAAUAGGGAACGACAGCAUUGUCCAAAAGCUUACUUUAUCUCAGGCAAUUGACACUAGAGAUGCUUUGGCAAAGUCAAUUUACGCUUGUUUGUUUGAGUGGCUGGUCGAACAAAUUAACAAAUCUCUUGCUGUAGGCAAACGGCGCACUGGCAGAUCCAUCAGCAUUCUUGAUAUCUAUGGCUUUGAAUCAUUUGAUAGGAAUAGUUUUGAACAGUUCUGUAUUAACUAUGCAAAUGAGAGACUACAGCAGCAUUUCAAUCGUCAUCUAUUUAAGCUGGAGCAGGAGGAAUAUAUUCAAGAUGGAAUCGACUGGGCAAAAGUUGAUUUCGACGACAACCAAGAUUGUCUCAGUCUGUUUGAAAAGAAACCUUUGGGAUUGUUGUCCCUGUUAGAUGAGGAGUCUACUUUUCCAAAUGGCACAGAUGUGACCUUUGCGAACAAGCUUAAGCAGCAUUUGGCACCCAAUCCUUCUUUUAGAGGAGAACGAGAGAAAGCCUUCACUGUCUGUCAUUAUGCAGGAGAGGUCACUUAUGACACAACUGGGUUUCUGGAGAAAAACAGGGACUUGCUACAUUUAGAUUCCAUACAACUCCUAUCCUCAUGUUCAUGUCAUCUUCCUCAAAUUUUUGCAUCCAACAUGCUAACUCAAUCAGGAAAGUCCAUAGGUGGCCCUUUACAUAAGUCUGGUGGUGCAGAAUCCCAAAAACUAAGCGUCGCAAGAAAGUUUAAGGGUCAAUUAUUCCAAUUGAUGCACCGUCUUGAAAAUACAACGCCCCAUUUCAUCCGUUGCAUCAAGCCCAACAAUGUUCAGUCUCCUAGAUUGUCGGAGCAAGGACUUGUAUUACAACAGUUAAGAUGUUGUGGGGUCCUAGAAGUGGUACGAAUAUCACGAGCUGGUUUUCCCACCCGGAUGUCACAUCAGAAAUUUGCUAGAAGGUAUGGUUUUCUUCUGCAAGAAAGCAUUGCAUCGCAGGAUCCACUAAGUGUCUCAGUUGCGAUUCUUCAUCAAUUCAAUAUAUUGCCGGAAAUGUACCAAGUUGGCUAUACAAAAUUGUUCUUCCGAACUGGACAGAUUGGAAUGCUUGAAGAUACAAGAAACCGCACCCUCCAUGGGAUUCUCUGUGUUCAAAGCUGUUAUAGAGGGCACCUAGCUCGUCGCCAUCUCAAAGAGCUGAAGAAAGGGAUUUUCGUACUUCAGUCAUUUGCACGUGGGGAGAAAACCAGAAAAGAAUAUGCAAUCUUGAUACGAAGGCAUAGGGCUGCUAUUUCUAUUCAGAAGUGUGUGAAAGCCAGAAUUGCUGAAAAACGUUUGAAGAAAGUCUGUGAUGCAUCACUUCUGAUACAAUCGGUUAUCCGUGGCUGUUUGGUCAGGAGAUGCUCAGGAGAUAUAGGAUUAAUGAAACCUGGUGGCCUGACGGCAAACGAGUCAGGUGAGGUGCUUGUUAAGGCAUCAUUCCUUUCAGAAUUACAGCGCCGUGUCCUGAAGGCAGAGGCUGCUUUGAGAGAGAAAGAAGAGGAAAACGACAUCCUCCACCAGCACCUCCAGCAGUACGAGAACCGUUGGUCAGAGUAUGAGCUGAAAAUGAAAUCAAUGGAAGAGGUGUGGCAGAGACAAAUGAGAUCCCUGCAGUCCAGCCUCUCCAUUGCAAAGAAAAGCUUAGCAGUUGAUGAUUCAGAGAGAAAUUCUGAUGCAUCAGUCAAUGCAAGUGAUGACAGAGGAUACAGUUGGGAAGUGGGUAGCAACAACACAACUAAUGAAAGCAAUGGAGUAAGACCAAUGAAUGCAGGUCUCAGUGUCAUUAGCCGCUUGGCCGAAGAAUUCGAACAAAGAAGUCAAGUCUUCGGCGACGAUGCCAAGUUCUUAGUAGAGGUAAAAUCCGGUCAAGUCGAGGCAAGUCUUGAUCCAGAUAGGGAACUAAGAAGGUUGAAGCAGAUGUUUGAAGCAUGGAAGAAAGAUUACGGGGGAAGGCUGCGCGAAACAAAAGUGAUUUUGAAUAAGCUUGGGAAUGAAGGUGCCAUGGAUAGAGUGAAAAAGAAAUGGUGGGGAAGGAGGAACAGCACAAGGUAUAGUUAAACAACUGAAAUCAAGUUAUAGCUAAAAAUUACACUGUUUUCUCUCUGAGCAGUUGGUUUAUUUUUGGGGAACUUGUAAAUGAUGGGUCUUCCUAUUCACUGGGCCAGUGAAUCAGGAAGAAAGGGUAUUCUGUUGUGCUGCUAAUACCUAUUUACACUGUUCUUAGCAACCCUAUAGUUGUUGCCAAGGAGGAACUGCUGCAAGAGUUCUGUUCUAACUUUUCCAUUACAAGUUUCUUUUUGGAGGGCUUCAAGUGAUUUAGUUAGUGCCAUUGGAGUCCAAAAUCUCCAAUAUGUAUAUCUUUUUUUACUACUUAACAAUCUCUAUAUUGAUAGAUAUUGAGGCUUUCUCUUCUCUCA